UGUGCCUAUUUCAUUUAACAAUGAGUGUCAGUUUGUUUUCAUUUAUAAUUGCUCUGACUCAAGAUAUUACCACACAAGUUAAUGUUGAUCUUCAAGGGCCAUUGUAUGCCAAGAGUGGUGAUAAAAUAUGGGUUAACUGCUCAUCAAAUACUGUGCCAGCAGGGGAAACAGCAGAAUUCCUUGUAAACGGGGACACAAUAAACAGCUUAAGACGACACAACAAUGAUUGUUACUCAGCAACUACAAGGAAAAAGUGCAUACGGGAUAUUUGCCAGUGUUCCAACAAUGGAAAGACAUAUGGAAUACGAAUAAAUAUAAAUCAACAAAGGACAGAUGUAGAUGUAGAGAUUGUAUGUUCCAUGAAAUUUAAAAUUGGUCGGACAUUUUUUAUAAAUGACAGCAUAUCCGUUCAGGUUUUAGAUAUAACCAGCCCAAAGAUAUCCCCAGUUGGUUCACCUUUGGUAUCUGGAACAAACAUUAACCUAAGUUGCAGUAUUAUUACUUCUCUUGAAAUUCAAAUGCAUUGGAAUUGUCUGAAUUUUACAUCUGUUCAGGUAGAGCAGAUCAAUUCUACAUUUACUGCAAUAUUAUUCCUACAUCUCAGAUCAAGUUACAAUGGAAGGAUAUGCACUUGUAUUGCCCGAUUCAAGCAAAUCACUUCAUCAGCAACUAUAACUUUGAAUAUUUCAAGUCCGCCACUUGUGACAGUUAGCAAUCCAACAGAGUGUAAUCUUACUUCGAAUAUUAUGCUGUUUUGUGUUUUAUCCGGUGAACUACAAACGUAUGGCUUUAACUUAUGGACCCAUAAAAUUAAUGAACAAUUCAUCAGAUAUAUUGAAGGAAAUGUCAACAAAGCCACAUUAACUCUUCUAAUCUCUUCAUGCUCAUUUGAAGAUUCCGGUGAAUAUAUCUGUCGAGCCUGGAAUCAAAUCGGAAAAGAGAAAUAUGUAUCGAACAAGACAACAACAAUUACAGUCAAUCAUGCUCCAAUAAUAACUGAGACAAACCGGUACACCGAACCUAAUGUGACAUAUGUUGUGCAGUACUAUAGCAAUUCUCCAACUUUUUCAACAAUGUGGUUUAAGAAUACCGAGUUAUUAACAAAUUCAAUGCUAUAUUCAAUGACUUUAGCUGCACAAAAUGUGUCGUUAGAAAUGUAUGGUAAAAUGGUAGUACUACCUGGAUAUAGUGCUAAACUUGGCAUACCACGUGACACACUAGGGGAUUAUACUCUGAUUCUGACGAAUGAGUUUGGAGAAACUCAACAUAGUUUCGAACAGAUAGAAGAGAAUGCUAGUGAGAAGUACGAGCAGAGGAGUACACAACACAAUGUUGACAUGACAACAGAAAGUCACACAGAAAAUAGCCUUAGUAUAACAUAUGGACCAUUGGCAGGUGGACUGGUAUUAUUUGUAUCUUUAUUCGUUGGCGUUAAUAUCGGGAUAAAUCGGAAAUGUCGAACUGUGAAUUUUGAAAACGGUGAGGAAUUUACGGGACCAAACAUUCCAAACAGUAACUCCAUUGCAAAUACCGACACACAACCUCCUCAAAUUGAACACAAUUUGUCAGUAUAUGAGACGAUAAACGAAAACGAGAUGAUGCAGGUUCCGGUUGGCUUGGAUAUGCUAAAUAAAACCGAAGCAGCCAGUGUAAGCAGCUGUUCCAGUACAAGUAAAUCAUCAUCGGCUUCAAAUCGAUCAUACUUGGAAGUUGUAGAUUAUAGUUUUUAUUUAAAGCCGUAUGAAAUAUUACAAUGUAACACAGAUUCCGAUUUUGUACAUUUAUAUAGUACAACUGUAGAUCAAUUUGAAUAUAAAUUAGAUUCGUCGAGCACUGAAUCAUCAACGUGUCCUCAGCGUAAUUUUAGUUCUGAAUUGAAACAAGAGUCCGUAACCAUUUCUCCUGAACAAUCAAGUCUUUCAUUUCUACCAACAAUUUCGAACGAAUAUACUGCCAACGAUGACAAUCUCAUUUCAGUCAUAAAGGAAUGUGGGGCUACAAAAACACCGGCGAUUAUGACUGAAAUGGACUGCUGGAAUAUAUCAAACAAAGCGGAAACUAAUCGUGCAGUGUCUCACAGUUUGUCGAAGUCGAUAUCAGAUUACCAGUACAUGUCUGACGCUAAUUCUGACCCAUCUAUUGAGAUUGACAGCAGCUCCAAUCCAGUAAAUGCGAUGAGUACAUUUCUGUAAUAGAAAGAAUGCACAAUUUCCGACGUCUCAUCUGGUUUACUGCUGAUGAUUGAACUUUUGGUUAAAAGUCAUUAUGAUAUCUCAUGAGCGUAACAUUAUUAAAUUCCAUGUACAUUUUACAAUCAUUCAAUACACUAUAUAUAAUGGACUUUUAUAUUGCUUAAAGCAUCAUAGCUGGACUUUUUAAAAGCCCUAACCCUAAU
Molecule: messenger RNA, 2395 nt
Organism: Mytilus californianus (California mussel)
Lineage: Eukaryota; Metazoa; Mollusca; Bivalvia; Mytilida; Mytilidae
Exons: 7
Coding region: 21-2192 (723 amino acids)
Source: RefSeq, a predicted model, not a curated record